AAGUCGCGAUCUUCCACCAGGUCUCAAGUAAAUUGCAGCAGGUUUUGAAGACAACUUCUGCCAGACAGAAAUCGUCCAGCCAUUUUUACCCCGAUCGGGCUGAUAGAAAUGCAAAACAAACAAUCUCAUUUGCAUGGCGAGAAACAAUAGGCGACUCCCGUGGGGGGACGCGUCCGUGUUGGCGCCAAGACAACUCCCAGCUUCCCAGCAUCCGUGUGUGUGUACAGACGCGCAGACAAGCGGCAGGGAAGGUCGAUCUGGGGACGCUGGUGUAAUAUUUACCUGUACAAGGACUUUUCUGAGACCGUGCAGUGAUUUCUAGAAGCAGAGGACAUUCCGUAGCAUAUGCCCAAGUUGAACCAACUCGGUGAGCAGCAGACGGAUUGGAUUAUUCCUAUUAUUCCACGGGAAUCGGACGAGAGAGAACCGGACAGACGCGCGGGGUUCGCCGCCAUAGCCUUGUUCUUCUGCUUCCCUCUUCUCGGAACUUUCUUGUUCUACGUUCUUCUCGUCCACAUCAGAGCCAUGGAGCCGAGUCAGACCAGGAGGCAGACCUCGGGAAGCCGUCCCCCGCUCGUCCGUAGCGGAUCGUCGGCGAUCAAGCGGCCUGCACGCCCUCCCCCUAGCCCUCCGCGGCGGCAUCGCCACCGGCCCCGGCUAGGGUCUACCGGGAGCAGCGCUGGGGAGUCCACAUCCAGCCGCGGCAGCGGUUCAAGCAGUACGCAGUUCAGCGUUAGUGAAGAGAGCGACAUGUACGAUAGGAUCAUGGCUCUGGAAGAACAGGUGACCACCUUGACUGCCGAACUGAAGCAGGCCCGGACGGUCCACCCUGCGAAGCACCUUGUUCUGCGGAUGAUGAACGAGAAGGCGGCUGAGAUCGGGCGGCUGACGGGACAGCUCGCGCUCAAGUCCGAGGACAACGUGCUACUGCUGGAGGAGAACGAGUCGCUCAAAGUCGAGAAUGAGGCUCUCAAAGUCCAACUGGUGGCGCUCCGAACAGCCUUAAGCGUGAUCCGGCCCAUCCCAGUCCACCGAGGCGAACAGCAGUCGGCGGCGGCGAGGCGAGCGGCCUACCUCCGCUCACAGAGCGCGCCCUGCCCGGUGGACACCCUCGAGGAUCAACCCACAACAUCAGCGGCAAGAAGAUCAGCAUACGGCCGGUCAAAAAGCGCUCCAAGCCCGACGUCAAGCCAAGACGACGUGUUCCUACCUGCGGUGUCUGAAAUGGACGAGGUUGAUUCGGUAGAUACCAGACGACAGCGUUUUGCCAAACAGAACUCUCAGAGAAGGGGCUCCUCCAUCAAGAAAAUGUUUAGGAAGUUUCGGAGAAUGAGCAGCUACCGCGGUUAAAAACGGUUAACAUGUAGAACUUGAAACGUGGGUUAGUUAUAUAAACAGAACUUUAAUGUUUGUGUUGUUAGACCACCAAUGUACAAGUACCAACAGACACACAGUAACCGACCGUUCAUAAAAGUAGAAUUGUUGCAGACGAUCACCUUUUUUGUAGGCAUGCCUCGUACUUAGUUUAUGAACGCUGUGUUUAGGCAUAGAAGAAUCACAAAGCAGGGUUUUUGACUUCAUAAAAAGUUCCUCAAGAGUUCCCUGUUUUUAAAUGUCCAAAAUACAUUGGUGCUGUUAAAAUUGAAUUUAUAGAGUUUUAUUUUUUAAUUGACCUGUGUCAACAUUUGUCUUGUUAAUUUGAUUUUAUGUAAUUUUGAUCGAUUAAUUGUCGUACAAACUUAAUGCGAAAUUUUUCCAAUGAUUGUUCCCAUGGUUUGAUCAACUUGUCAGAGUCAAGAAUCACAUGAAAUCUUGUUAUACAAAGUGUACGUUGGUUGCAUGUUGUUGGAGUAAUUACACUUGUUUGCUUAUUUUACAA
Molecule: messenger RNA, 1879 nt
Organism: Branchiostoma belcheri (Belcher's lancelet)
Lineage: Eukaryota; Metazoa; Chordata; Leptocardii; Amphioxiformes; Branchiostomatidae
Exons: 3
Coding region: 346-1350 (334 amino acids)
Source: RefSeq, a predicted model, not a curated record